Messenger RNA from Larimichthys crocea (large yellow croaker), 3722 nucleotides. RefSeq names its product cullin-1. Gene Ontology annotation, cellular component: cullin-RING ubiquitin ligase complex. Lineage: Eukaryota; Metazoa; Chordata; Actinopteri; Sciaenidae. Gene Ontology annotation, molecular function: ubiquitin protein ligase binding. The transcript is spliced from 23 exons. Gene Ontology annotation, biological process: ubiquitin-dependent protein catabolic process. The record is from RefSeq and is a predicted model, not a curated record. The coding region runs from base 467 to 2932 and encodes 821 amino acids.
GGCUGAUCUUUGUGCGAACGAAGCGGAGCGGUCGCAGUUAGCAACGGACACACACACACACACACACGGAGAGGAAGCAGAAGAAGCAGCAGAAGCAGAAGAAGAAGAAGCAGAAGAAGCAGACAACCUUUGAGCCUGAACACCGACACACACACCGACCGGCCCGUGGCAGUGGCGGCCCUGAAGAUGGUCAUCUGGUGAGGAGUGCCAAAGCUUUUAGGUGGAGGAGUGGCAGACAGCGCCACCAAGGCGUGCAGAGUGGGACCACAUCCCGUCUCACAACCCCGACAACCAGCUUCCCGAAGCGCUGCCGCCGCCGCCAGAUGGACUGCGCACUCUGAGAGGAGCAGAGCGAGUCAGGACAGAAAUCAACCGAGGAGAGGAGCCAGGGGGGGCCAACGCUCGCUCGCUCACCGGCGCAGGAAAGGAGGGCAUUGUUCGGUCGGACAGGACAAAGGGCUCCACUAUGUCGUCAAACAGGACCCAGAACCCCCACGGACUGAAACAGAUAGGCCUGGACCAGAUAUGGGACGACCUGCGGGCUGGCAUCCAGCAGGUGUACACACGGCAAAGCAUGGCCAAGUCACGCUACAUGGAACUCUACACACAUGUAUAUAACUAUUGUACCAGCGUCCACCAGUCCAGCCAGGGCCGGGGCUCUGUGCCGCCAGCCAAGCCCUCCAAAAAGUCCACCACUCCAGGCGGAGCUCAGUUUGUAGGCCUGGAGCUCUACAAGCGACUCAAGGAGUUCCUGAAGAACUAUUUGACCAGCCUGCUCAAGGAUGGCGAGGAUCUAAUGGACGAGUGCGUGUUGAAGUUUUACACCCAGCAGUGGGAGGAUUACCGUUUCUCUAGUAAGGUCCUCAACGGGAUCUGUGCCUACCUCAACCGCCACUGGGUCAGACGAGAGUGUGACGAGGGACGCAAGGGAAUCUACGAGAUAUACUCGCUGGCGCUCGUGACCUGGAGGGAGUGUUUAUUCCGACCCCUCAACAAACAAGUAACAAACGCCGUGCUGAAGCUGAUAGAGCGAGAGAGGAAUGGCGAGACCAUUAACACCAGACUGAUCAGCGGUGUGGUCCAGUCUUAUGUCGAGCUGGGUCUGAACGAGGAGGACGCCUUCGCCAAAGGCCCCACGCUGUCCGUGUACAAAGAGUACUUUGAAUGUCAGUUCCUCACUGACACAGAACGUUUCUACACUCGCGAGAGCACGGAGUUCCUGCAGCAGAACCCCGUCACGGAGUACAUGAAGAAGGCGGAGGCCCGUCUGCUGGAGGAGCAGCGACGCGUGCAGGUGUACCUCCAUGAAUCCACCCAGGACGAGCUGGCCAGGAAGUGUGAGCAGGUCCUCAUAGAGAAACACCUGGAGAUCUUCCACACCGAGUUCCAGAACCUUCUGGACGCCGACAAGAACGAAGACCUGGGCCGGAUGUACAACCUGGUGUCACGGAUCACAGACGGCCUGGGCGAGCUGAAGAAACUUCUAGAGACUCACAUCCACAACCAGGGCCUGGCUGCUAUCGAGAAGUGUGGAGAGGCCGCGCUGAACGACCCCAAAGUUUACGUCCAGACCACCCUGGACGUCCACAAGAAGUACAACGCCUUGGUCAUGUCUGCCUUCAACAACGACGCCGGCUUUGUGGCGGCACUCGACAAGGCGUGCGGUCGAUUCAUCAACAACAACGCCGUCACCAGGAUGGCGCAGUCGUCCAGCAAAUCUCCCGAGCUGCUGGCCAGAUACUGCGAUUCUUUACUGAAGAAGAGCUCUAAAAACCCAGAGGAGGCAGAACUGGAGGACACACUCAACCAAGUGAUGGUUGUGUUCAAGUACAUCGAGGACAAAGACGUCUUCCAGAAGUUUUAUGCUAAGAUGUUGGCCAAACGUCUGGUCCACCAGAACAGCGCCAGUGACGACGCCGAGGCCAGCAUGAUCUCCAAACUCAAGCAAGCGUGCGGCUUCGAGUACACGUCCAAACUACAGCGAAUGUUCCAGGAUAUCGGAGUCAGUAAAGACCUCAACGAACAGUUCAAGAAACACCUGACCAACUCUGAGCCGCUGGACUUGGACUUCAGUAUCCAGGUCCUCAGCUCCGGGUCUUGGCCUUUCCAGCAGUCCUGCACCUUCGCUCUGCCGUCUGAGCUGGAGCGAAGCUACCAGCGCUUCACGGCGUUUUACGCCAGCAGACACAGCGGCAGGAAGCUGACCUGGCUCUAUCACCUGUCCAAAGGAGAGCUGGUCACCAACUGCUUCAAGAACAGGUACACACUGCAGGCCUCCACCUUCCAGAUGGCCAUCCUGCUGCAGUACAACACGGAGGACAGCUACACCGUCCAACAGCUGACCGACAGCACACAGAUCAAAACUGACAUUCUGGUUCAGGUUCUGCAGAUUUUGUUAAAGUCGAAGCUGCUGGUGAUGGAGGACGAGAACGCCAACGUGGACGAGAUGGACUUCAAACCCGACACCGUCAUCAAACUUUUCCUCGGAUACAAGAAACGUUCAGUUUCUCAGGUCCACAGGCCGAGCGAUCCAGAGAUGAGCGCAGCAGAAACUAAAGCCGACCUUUGUGGAGGUCCUCGGCACGACCAGGAGUCCAGCUGCCGAGGAUCUGCUUGUUACAUUUCAUUGUAUAAGAAGCUGAGGGUGAACAUCAACGUCCCGAUGAAGACGGAGCAGAAACAGGAGCAGGAGACGACUCACAAGAACAUCGAGGAGGACCGAAAGCUCCUCAUCCAGGCUGCCAUCGUGAGGAUCAUGAAGAUGAGGAAGGUCCUGAAGCACCAGCAGCUUCUGGCUGAAGUCCUCAAUCAGCUGUCAUCCCGAUUCAAACCCCGAGUCCCCGUCAUCAAGAAAUGCAUCGACAUCCUGAUAGAGAAGGAGUACCUGGAGCGAGUGGACGGCGAGAAGGACACGUACAGCUACCUGGCCUGAACGCCGCCCGCCUGGCGGCUCUCCUCAGUUUUAUUUUUAUUUGUUAUCUUCAUUUUUUUUUUUUUAAUUUUAUGUCUGAGUAAUAAAGUGAGGAUCCCUCUGAGCGGCGGACAUGUUGUGAGUGUGUCGCUGACCAUGUGGCCGCCCUGAUAUGACAACAACCAACCUGAGGGGACGAGGGUGUGAACUUUGUGCUCUCCCUUCACUGAUGAAGGAACAAAACCCCUCCUGUUGAGACUGGGAAACCCCGUCUACACGCUCACCUGUCCCGUCCCAUCUGUAGGACUCAAACACACACACACCCACACACACACACACACCUGUCAUAUUGUAAAUAACCACAGACUCUAAGAGGAAAAAAAACAAACCCUGCUCCCUUCUUUACAUAGCGCAAACGUAAUGAAUUAGCCUACAGCCAAUCAGAGGAGAGCCGCAUCCAAAGGUUUCUGCAUGCUACUGCCUACCUGCACCACAGUGACCACGAAAAAGAUUAAAGAGUUAAAAAUAAAAAGUCGAGUCACUGGGCAGCCGACGCAGUCCACCGUACGACGGCACGAAAUCAACGCCGGUCCUGUAAUUAAAGUCUGCGACUGAACCUGGAGGAGGAACAGGUGGUGAGUUCAGAGCCGCCAUGACGCUUCUUUACCCGCUGAAGUCGUCUCUGUGUUUGCUUUGAGGUCGGUUGGGUUCAUGCAGGAGGCCUGUUUCAUUACUGAACGGUGGACAUUUGUAUAGUGUGGUUCAUUUUCUAAAUGUGUGAUAAAUAAAAACAAGGAAAGAUUUCUCUAAA